This is a messenger RNA of Psylliodes chrysocephalus, 2016 nucleotides long. Lineage: Eukaryota; Metazoa; Arthropoda; Insecta; Coleoptera; Chrysomelidae. The record is from the annotation of a GenBank genome assembly.
CCCGCUGUCACUAGAGAUGCUGCCACUCUCCAGCAUCGCUCUCCACCAUGGAAACAAUUUCCUUUUAAUUUCAUUUUCGUUCUAAAUCGGCAUGCUUUAAAAGUUUCGCGAUAAAAGUGUCGUCAGAGUGAAUUACUAUUCGUUUUUCAUUACAAAAAUCUUUCGUAAAUUUAUAAAUCGGGAUAAGUAUUGAUUUUUGUCGAUAGUGGUGUUGGAGAAAUCUUGAAAAUGAAUCGCUUGGGUCAAAUCCGUUUGCCGCCUAUCGCGGCAGCUGUAAAUGUCGCGCAACAACUUCGACGGCAAAUUCUGCCCACCAACAGACCGAUGGACGGCGAAGAAAACCGUCAAGCCGAAAGGGUCCACUUUGCUCAGGUGCCCAAUCAAACUCAAGUCAACCAUGGUGGCGUAGACGAACACCACGAAAUGAGCAACAUGAAGGGUGGCACCAAUCCGUUUUUGAGCAACGAUACUGCUGCUGCUUAUCAGGAAACCGAUAACAGCAGUUUCAAUAGCGCUUAUCAGAGACAGCAGAGUCGUAUGUCGUCUGUUGAUUUUUCUGAGGGAUCUGAUUUUGUGGAAGGAAAAGAGUUCUUGUAAGAUUAAUGAGUAUCAGGCCGCGUGGAAUGUUACAAAUGCCAUACAGGGGAUGUUUAUCGUUUCUCUCCCCUUUGCCGUUCUCAAGGGAGGUUAUUGGGCCAUCGCGGCCAUGUUAGGAGUCGCGUACAUCUGUUGCUACACGGGCAAGAUAUUGGUGGAAUGCCUCUACGAGUUGGACAUGCAAACGGGCAAACAAAUCAGAGUAAGGGAUUCGUACGUGUCCAUCGCUAAAGAAUGUUUCGGCAAAAAAUACGGUAGCAAAUUGGUCAGCAUAGCUCAGAUUAUCGAAUUGCUGAUGACGUGCAUUUUGUAUGUCGUCGUCUGCGGCGAUUGAUGGUUGGUACUUUUCCAGACGGGGUUAUCGAUACCAGAUCCUGGAUGAUGCUAGUGGGGAUAUUUUUGAUACCUUUGGGCUUUUUGAAAUCUCUAAAAAGCGUCAGCAUCUUAUCGUUCUGGUGCACGAUGUCCCAUAUUUUGAUCAACGCCAUCAUCCUGGGUUACUGUCUGCUGUACAUCGGCGAUUGGGGCUGGAGCAAAGUCAAAUGGUCCGUCGAUUGGGAAAACUUCCCUAUUAGCUUAGGAGUUAUAGUAUUUUCCUAUACAUCACAAAUUUUCCUUCCGACUUUAGAAGGCAACAUGGAGGAUCCAAGCAAAUUUCAAUGGAUGUUAGAUUGGUCGCACGUCUGGGCCGCUAUCUUCAAGUCAAUUUUUGGAUACGUUUGUUUUUUGACGUUUCAAAACGACACGCAGCAAGUCAUUACAAAUAAUUUACCUUCGGCUGGAUUUAAGGGUUUCGUUAAUUUCUGUCUGGUGAUUAAAGCGCUACUGAGUUAUCCUCUUCCAUACUACGCGGCUUGUGAACUGUUGGAAAGGACUUUUUUUAGAGGCAAACCCAAAACUCCAUUCAACUCCAUCUGGGCCCAGGAUGGCGAACUAAAAGUAUGGGGCUUGGCCUGGCGAGUGGGAGUGGUGGUUUUCACCAUUCUGAUGGCGUGCUUCAUUCCGCACUUUUCGAUUUUGAUGGGCUUCAUCGGCAGCUUCACCGGCACGAUGCUGAGCUUCAUCUGGCCCUGCUACUUCCAUCUGAAACUGAAGCGGCAAGGUAUGGACAUGAGAGGAGUCGCCUUGGACUAUUUCAUCAUAUCUUUGGGUUUCUUUUUCGCUUUUAUCGGUAUGUACGAUUCCGGCAAGGCUUUGUUUAAAGCUUUCUCUAUUGGCCUUCCGUUUUAGAACUUAGUUACUAUAAAAAAUUUGAUCAUUCACAACUGGUUUAUAAUUGGAAUAUUUGGAGCCUAAUUCUCAAAGCAUCUUUCAAUUCACCUACAUGUAAAUCCUUAAUAGGAACUUAUUUUAAUGAAUAUCCAAUAGAGAUGGACGAUACUUCACAAAUUGUUAUUUAAUUAUUUUAUUCUUGAUGAG